Messenger RNA from Eutrema salsugineum, 1226 nucleotides. Its product is annotated as grpE protein homolog 1, mitochondrial. Gene Ontology annotation, molecular function: adenyl-nucleotide exchange factor activity; protein-folding chaperone binding; protein homodimerization activity. Gene Ontology annotation, biological process: protein folding; protein import into mitochondrial matrix. The coding region runs from base 108 to 1037 and encodes 309 amino acids. Lineage: Eukaryota; Viridiplantae; Streptophyta; Magnoliopsida; Brassicales; Brassicaceae. The transcript is spliced from 6 exons. Gene Ontology annotation, cellular component: PAM complex, Tim23 associated import motor. The record is from RefSeq and is a predicted model, not a curated record.
CUCCCCAAGAACGUCUAUCUCUAAUACUCCCUUUUAUCGACGAUUUCGACAUAAACCAAUAAGAUUCUGUCUUUCUUCUUUGAUUCAUUUGCGCUUCUUCCUCCGUGAUGUUGGUGUCUAGGGUCUUAUCGAGAGUUUCUCGCUCCGUGGGCUUACGCUCAUCUCUCUCCGCAGUCGCUACUCCGACGAGGAAUCAGAUUAUUCCGAUUGUUUCCGGCCGAUUUCACUCCCUUGUCCACGAAACUCCCAACAAGCUUGUUGCAGCUCCAGUGUCGCUUCUAAACCAUGCGACUCCAGAUUUGAAUGUCCUUCAAAGGUUCAGCUUUUUUUCCUCUUCCUCAGCUGAAUCGAAGGAAAAUGAGAGUAACACCGAGGUUCCAAAGACCAACGAAGCUUCUGAGGAUAAGGAGGCUGGAAAAGCUACAGGUGAGGCAAAAGAAUCAGAUUCAGAGACUGAUUUUGAGGAUUUGUCAAGGGAAGAUUUGGUGAAGCUUGUGGCUGAGAAGGAAGAUCUCGUGAAGGUUCAGCAGGAAGACAUAAAGGAAAUGAAAGAUAAAGUUCUUCGAACUUAUGCAGAGAUGGAAAAUCUAAUGGACAGGACAAAACGUAAUGCUGAAAACGCCAAAAAGUUCGCCAUACAGAACUUUGCAACAAGUCUUUUGGAUGUGGCGGAUAAUCUGGGAAGAGCUUCUUCGGUUGUCAAAGAGAGUUUUUCGAAGAUUGACACUUCAAAAGAUUCUGCUGGUGCUGCUCCACUGUUAAAAACCCUUUUAGAAGGAGUGGAGAUGACUGAGAAACAAUUAGCUGAGGUAUUUAAGAAAUCUGGUUUGGUAAAAGAAGAUCCUUUGAAUGAACCGUUUGAUCCAAACAGACAUAACGCAGUGUUCCAAGUCCCAGAUGCUUCAAAGCCAGAAGGCACAAUUGCUCAUGUCCUAAAGUCUGGAUACACGUUGUUUGAUCGAGUUAUAAGACCAGCUGAGGUUGGUGUUACUUGCGCUGUGGAGAAUCAAGAGGGCGAGAAAGAGUCUGAAGCUUGAGAAACUCAAACUACGAUAGUUGAAAAACCUUUGUUUUGACAUCUUCCUGAGUUUGUUUUAGUUAAUAGAUCAUAUUUGCAUAUUCAUUGGAUGAACAAGAUCUCAUAAAGUAGCUUGACAUUGCUGCACUUCCAGGGAAGACCUGGUUCUGUAACUUUUUUCUCUCAAAAUUUUCAUGAAGUUAUAAAA